Tripterygium wilfordii is the source of this 1975-nucleotide messenger RNA. RefSeq names its product probable glutathione S-transferase. Gene Ontology annotation, molecular function: glutathione transferase activity. NCBI's taxonomy places the organism in Eukaryota, Viridiplantae, Streptophyta, Magnoliopsida, Celastrales, Celastraceae. Gene Ontology annotation, biological process: glutathione metabolic process. The transcript has a single exon. The record is from RefSeq and is a predicted model, not a curated record. The coding region runs from base 291 to 641 and encodes 116 amino acids. Gene Ontology annotation, cellular component: cytoplasm.
AAAAUUUUUGACUAGGGCCACUUGAAUGGGAAAAAAGCAAGAAUAUAGAGGAUAACACAGAGCCCUCUUUUGGUACCAUUUAAUGGAGUAUCAUCAGCAAAUGCUUUAAUUCCAGAUGGUUGCUCAUUCCUAAUAUCUUUUAAAUGGUUACAUGAUUCCAUUAUCAAACUUUUUGGCAUCUACCGUGGUUGAUUUAAAACUACCCUUGUCAACAUGAUUGCCAUUCCUAGAGCGAAUGUAAUAUCUUGUAGUGACUAAACUUCUAAAAAUUUACGGUAUGGAUUUAUGAAAUGCAGAUGUUUGAUGCUGGGAGGAAGAUAUGGACCACAAAAGAAGAAGAGGUGGAGGCAGCAAUAGAGGAGUUCAUAGGAAUCCUGAAGGUAUUGGAGGAUGAGCUUGGUGAUAAGCCAUACUUUGGAGGUGACACAUUUGGCUCUCUUGAUAUUACUUUGGUCUCCUUCUAUAGCUGGUUUUACACCUUUGAGACCUUUGGGGAUUUCAGUAUAGAGAGUAGGUUGCCAAAGAUUGGUUCAUGGGCCAAGAGGUGCAUGCAGAAGGAGACUGUGUCCAAGUCCCUUUGCGAUGAGAAGGUUGUCUACGACUUUGCUCUUAUGUUUAGGAAGAAGAUGGGCAUUGAGUAGGGUGUUCCUUGUAGUAUUGCUCGCCUGCUUGGGAUUUGUUGUAAGUUUAUCAGGCUAGGCACUAGGCAGAGUAGACUGGGCUUAAGCUAGACGUCUCAACCCAGGCUGGCCCAAAAAUUCAAGUGGGCCAUUUCCAAGCCCAAGCCUAGCCUGCAAGCUUGAUACAAGUUCCCACACUCGCAAGGAAUCUAAAGCACAUUCGUCAAAGUUAUUCUAUAUUUCUACAAGAAAAAGUUUUAAGACAUCUUAAACUUCUAUAGCCCAGGCCAAGACUCUGUGGCGAAUCUAUCAUGUUAUGAAUAUGACUAACUACAGCAUAAGCAGAUUCAUAAUGCUAUUUUGUAUCUCUUGGAGCUUUUUCUAGUGACAACAAAUCUGGUGUAAAUGAGUGAGAAAUGAUAAAAAUUUUCACUCAUCACAAUCUCAAUGUCCGUAAAUGACAGAUUGAUCAUUAAAAGAAAAGUUCUAUUACAAAUUAUUAAGGAACACAUAGAUAAUAUUGUGGUAUGUUAUCACAGUAGUAAGAAUCUUGUAAAAUUGGGAUUUAAAAAAAGAAAGUCACCAAGGAAACAAAAGUAAUGAUAUGAUGCGCAUAAGAACACCAAGGAAAUUAACGACGAAAAAGGGCAGCGUAAUUCGAAGAUGUGAUGCGGCAUGCAAAGAAACAAAAGAAAGACGAAGAAGAGCAAUAAACGAACCCAGACAUACAAUAAACAGGAAAAAUAGCAAAGCACAGUGACAGCGAACUGAGAGAUUGAAUCGUCAGACGGAACAGUAAACUAAAAGCCGAUAAAUACAAACGACAAAAAAGUAUAGUGACCCAAAACCCAGAAAUUGAAGCGCAAGACAGAGUAGCAAUGCUAAAUCCACGAAGAGAUGAAAACAACAAACGUACACAACGGGUGAGAAACCCCAAUCACCCGUGGGAAAAACAACCUCGAACAACACAAACAACCAUCAAAUAGAAUGGAAUUUGGGAGCGAUGGGAGUUUAGAGAGAAGAGAAGAGAUACUAUGAAAUAACCACAGGUGUGGAGAAAAGAGAUCAUCAAUCUACUCUAAACACUCGUGGGAUGUAGAGAACUUACUUGUAAGAGGAAAUAUGCGAGACGACGGGUGGUUGGAAAGAUUGAGAGAUCGUUUUGGCGAGUGUAACCGUAUUUAUACUACAACUUCUACAGCAACGGAAAAUUGGGGAAAAAAAAUCCUCCGCAGCUUCUACUGAAGCUUUCGUCGUUUUGGGUAUUUCGUCGUUAAUGGGAAGGAAGAGGCGUGCAGAGAUGAAGUGAAAGUAAAUUGAUGUCAGAGAUGCAUGUAUUAUUUUGACGGUCAUGA